AUGGACACCCUGAUGGACUCUAGUGACUUAAACGUGGACAGAUCUGGUUGGGGCGGCUCCUUGGAUCUGCGAAGGCAUGGGGAAGGAAGUGCACUCCCGGGAAGCAUGGCUGAAACCGCGCCCGAAGCCCACUCACACAACUUCGUGCACAAGCAGCGGAGGCUGUCGAAACUCCUCGACAAACUCUCCGUCCAGAUAUGCAACAACAAUCAGUACCCGUUCCCACCUUGGCUGAUGCGUGACUCGCUAACAGCGCCGGACGACGUGCCUCUGGACCUCUCCGUAAAAUCCGAGCCCAAGAGAAAACAGCCCCCGGUGUAUGCGUGCCCUAUCUGCGGCCAGACCUUCACGGUCCAGGACCGUCUGGCCAAGCACGUCGCUUCACGGCACAGGGACAAGGCUCCAGAAGCAGCCCGGACCUACGAAUGUGAGAUCUGUCGCCGCCGUUUCGCACGAUCUGAUAUGUUGACGCGGCACGCCCGCCUGCACAGUGGCGUUAAGCCGUACUCGUGCUCCGCUUGUGGUCAGGUAUUCUCGCGAUCUGACCACCUGGCGACCCACCAGCGCACUCACACUGGCGAGAAGCCGUACCGCUGUCCGAACUGCCCGUACGCUGCAUGCCGCCGCGACAUGAUCACUAGGCAUAUGCGGACGCACACACGCCGCCAACAACCUGCUGAGAUCUAA
Messenger RNA from Leptosia nina, 687 nucleotides. The record is from the annotation of a GenBank genome assembly. Lineage: Eukaryota; Metazoa; Arthropoda; Insecta; Lepidoptera; Pieridae.